Glarea lozoyensis ATCC 20868 is the source of this 1467-nucleotide messenger RNA. Its product is annotated as Heme-dependent catalase-like protein. The transcript has 5 exons. Gene Ontology annotation, molecular function: catalase activity; heme binding. NCBI's taxonomy places the organism in Eukaryota, Fungi, Ascomycota, Leotiomycetes, Helotiales, Helotiaceae. Gene Ontology annotation, cellular component: peroxisome; cytoplasm; mitochondrion. The record is from RefSeq and is a predicted model, not a curated record. Gene Ontology annotation, biological process: response to hydrogen peroxide; hydrogen peroxide catabolic process. Bases 1 to 1467 code for a protein of 488 amino acids.
AUGACUUCCCAACUUAACUCAACCGCAACACCAACCUACACUCUCGCAGAGGGAGGUCCAAUUGGCGAUCCUGCUACAGUCGUUCGACUUAACCGUAGUAGUGGAGGUGGUCUUGUCCUUCUUCAAGAUACACAACUUAUUGAGACACUUGCGCAUUUUGCAAGGGAAAGAAUUCCGGAACGAGUCGUCCACGCCAAGGCAGCUGGUGCCUUUGGCACUUUCACUGUAACUCACGACAUCUCAUCCAUAACAUCGGCCAAGUUUCUCAAUGGUGUCGGUAAGAAGACAGAGGUAGUAGUGAGAAUCUCAACCGUCGGUCCAGAGAAGGGAAGCGCAGAUACAGCUCGCGAUCCACGAGGAUGGGGCAUCAAGUUCUACACAGAGGAAGGAAAUCAAGAUUGGGUAUUCAAUAACACUCCAAUCUUCUUCAUCCGCGACCCGAUCAAGUUCCCUUCGCUUAACCGCUCCCACAAGCGUCACCCGCAAACAAAUCUGACAGACAGCACAAUGUUCUGGGAUUUCCACAAUAACAAUCAAGAAGGAACUCAUGAGUUAAUGCAUCUAUUUUCAGACCGCGGAACACCUAAGUCUCUCCGUCACACUGACGCCUUUUCUGGACACACAUACAAGUUUACUACUACCGACGGCAACUUUCACUAUGUCAAGAUCCAUCUCAAAACAGAUCAAGGAAUCCAGAACUUCAAAGCUGAAGAAGCAACCAAGAUGGCCGGCGAGAAUCCAGACCACAAUACCCAAGACCUCUUCGAAUCCAUCUCAAAAGGCGAUUUCCCAACCUGGACAGCCUACCUCCAAGUCAUGACCCCCUCCCAAGCAGAAACCUACCGCUGGAACAUCUUCGACAUGACCAAAGUCUGGCCACACGCCGACUUCCCCCUCAUCCCCUUCGGCAAGCUCGAACUAAACCGCAACCCAUCAAACUACUUCUCCGACAUCGAACAAGCCGCCUUCUCCCCCUCAACCAUGGUCCCCGGCAUCGCCCCCUCAGCCGACCCCAUGCUACAAGCGCGAAUGUUCUCCUACCCCGACGCGGCGCGCUACCGACUCGGCGUAAAUUACCAGCUCCUCCCGCCAAACCACGCGCACUCGCCCGUUUAUUCCCCCUACCAACGCGACGGCUUCGCGAAUUUCGGUGGUAACUACGGCGCGGAUCCUAAUUAUGUGAGGACUAGUUUCCGGCCGGUGAAGGUUGGGAGAGCGGAUACGCCGCACGAGGAGUGGAGUGGACGGGUGGCGGCGUAUACGACGGAGGUUAAGGAGGUGGACUUUGUGCAGGCGAGGGGGAUGUGGGAGGUUUUUGGGAGGACGGGACAGAGGGAGGCGUUUGUGGGGAAUGUGGCUGGGCAUUUGAGGAUGGCGGAGGAGGGGGUGAGGAAGGAGGCUGUUGCGGUUUGGGCAAAGGUUGAUGAAGAUAUGGCUAAACAGAUUGAGGCUGCUAUGGGGGUUUGA